AUGGACAGUUUUGUGAAGAAAACACCAAAACCAAAAGUGAUUAAUGAACAGUCCCCGCUUGGGGCGGAACGAAUAGCUCGUGCUCGCAUUGUAAAUCAUCUUUCAAAGGAGCCUACUUUGGAAGACGUUAUCGCUCUUUUCAAGGUUGUCCGUGAGGAAGAAGGUGUAAAGGCCGAAGUCCAACAAUUGCAGUUCACUAAGAAAUUUCCUCUGCACGACUAUAAACUUGUGCAGUUACCGAAAGAAAUUUUGAGCAGUGUGAAAUCAGGAGAUAAACUUGUGUUCCGUGGUGAACGCGAAGACGAAGUGGUUCUUUGUACGCCGUCUUCGACAUAUUCUGUGAAAGAAGUUGAAACAUCAAACUCUUUAUUGGUACUACCGUCGUUGAAAACCAGAACGGAUGUUGAAAAAGCAGGAGAGAAGUUUCUCACAAUUACUCCUGUCAACACUAUUUCUCAUCACUAUCUGGAACUGCAAAAAAUUCCAUGUGUCUCCAUUCGGAGGCUUCGAGAUUUGUUACAGCUCAAUAGACUUCCUUGGGACUGGCCUUUGAAUGAUUCGCCAAAUGACACGUAUUCAAUGGAAACGCUCCUAAACCAUGUGCAGAUGAGUGAAGGAGAAUUGCUUCAAGCUUUGAGUGAUAUGCCAGUCGUGAAUCAUAACGGAAGACUGCGCUGGUUGUCCAACGAUUUGCAGGAUCGCUUUUUCAACUUGAUUGUCGAAGCAUUUGAUGAUCUUAAUGUGCCAUCAAUCAACAUAACUCACCUCACAGCCUCAGCUCUUCGCGAUUUUCUACCAGAGAAUAUCACUCAUGACAUAAUUGACUGGUUCCUCAAGAAAAUGUGUAUAAAAACAGAUCAAGAAGAUUUCAAUCUCAAUCCGGAGCCAUUUGUUCGCGCUCGAGCUGCUCAACUUUUAAGAGCUGCUGCGAAAUUUGAAAUGUGCACAUUCGAAAAACUACUCGAUGAAAUGCUACCUGUUGGAAUAAAAAUGGAGCCAUAUCAUCUUCGCGGCGUAUGUGUUUAUUCCGAAAACGUCAGAGGAAAAUUUAUCUCGUACCUGAAUGUUGAAGACCUUCCAGAGAACCCUAGAGCGCGGUUGGAUUUGCUGUUUUCAAUGCAGAAACUGUGGACCCUAGAUGAAAUAUCACCGUUCCUAUCUGAUAUCUGUGCGAAUGCUAAGGAUAUGGAGGUUCUUAUGUUUGGAAUGUGUCGAAGUCUGUAUCGGGAAGAUGGCACAAGAUGUUUUUGUUCUUUGCGUCCGGUUUGA
Messenger RNA from Haemonchus placei, 1269 nucleotides. The record is from the annotation of a GenBank genome assembly. Lineage: Eukaryota; Metazoa; Nematoda; Chromadorea; Rhabditida; Trichostrongylidae.